AUGCUGGCAAAACGACUGACUUCGAUGCUCAGACGCCUUGCGCCGGGUAUCAACAGCAAAGGACAGCCAACAAUAGCAGUCGGUGGCCAAGAAGUUGUAAUCGACGCAUACUUUCGCAUACUAGCUCUUGCAGACAGCGGCAAAAGUCGGAACGAGAUUGUAUCUCACAUUAUUCAUGUGACAGAGUCGAAUGCCUUGGACGCGGGGGCCACUUUCGGAAGUUUGGUGGACAACAUCCUGGAAAACGAACGGCUUGUCCAAGCAUCAUUGACAGCCCCAGUGGCGAAGCAUGACCGUGCAAGUAUUGUCAGGGAACAUCAACAACCACGGAAAUCAGUCCUUUCAAAACCUCGUCGGGUGACUACGCAUGUCACCUUUUCGGAGCCGACUCUUCGGUCGCCAACAUCCCCUGACAAAGAAGAAGAGAAACUUGUGAUCGAAGCUCUGAGGCUAAUGGCCGAGCGAGAUGCCGUAACGAAAGCCAUUCCCGAUACCCAGGCACGACGAAGAGCUACAGCCGCCCUUGAUGAGCAAAUCAGGUCAUCGUUGCGCAAACACCAAGCAGUGGAUGAUCUCGAUGAUGCUCGCAUAAGGCUGGAGCUUGCCAGACAGAACCUCAAAUAA
This is a messenger RNA of Cyphellophora europaea CBS 101466, 624 nucleotides long. RefSeq lists its product as uncharacterized. The transcript has a single exon. The coding region runs from base 1 to 624 and encodes 207 amino acids. The record is from RefSeq and is a predicted model, not a curated record. NCBI's taxonomy places the organism in Eukaryota, Fungi, Ascomycota, Eurotiomycetes, Chaetothyriales, Cyphellophoraceae.